AUGUCUCGGGUUACCCGAAACACGGAAGUAAUAGCAAUUAAUUGUUCUUGGUGUAAACGUUCCUAUCACAAUAAACGUUCGUGUUUUUCAUUAGCUCGUUUUGAUGAUCGUUGUGAUAGAGGGAUUUUGAGAGAAUUAAUAUUACCACCAAAUUGGCUUUUAAGACUUUCUAAUCAACGUAGAAAUAAUAGAUUAAAUGAACAACAAACUUCUAAUAAUAUUGUAGCCAUUUCGUUAAAAAGGAAUAGAAAAAAGUAUCGCCCUUUUAUUGUCAAAUUUCUCGAACAACCAACAAACAAUGUUGGACCAAUUCCUUUAAUUGGUGGUACAAGAGAUGAGGCUAGUAACAGUCAACAGCCCCCAAUUCAACCUUUACUUGCUUUUGUUAAUCCAAAAAGCGGAGGAAAUAAAGGAGCUAAAGCUUUAAAUACACUUUGUUGGCUAUUAAAUCCUCGUCAAGUUUUUGAUAUAAAUACAAUGAAUGGCCCAAAAUAUGGAUUAGAAAUAUUUAGAAAAAUAACUAAUCAAAUGAGAAUUUUGGUGUGUGGAGGUGAUGGAACUGUUGGGUGGUUGUUAAGUACUUUAGAUCAGUUAAAUUGGAAUAUAUACCCUCCUAUUGCUAUUUUACCUCUUGGAACGGGAAAUGACCUUUCUAGAAGUAUGGGGUGGGGUGGAACAUUUAGUGAUGAGCCUUUAUCAGAAAUAUUACAAGCAAUACAAACAGAAACGAGUGUUACUUUUUUGGAUCGUUGGAGAUUAGAUGUAUUUCCUUUAUCUUCAACUAAUAAUUUACAACAAGAGCAACAACAAUCAACUAGCAAUAAUUUAAAUAGUCCAACAUUUUUAAAUGAAAAUAAUGAAAAUAAAGAGCAACAAUUAAAUAAUGAAUGCCAAACAACUUUACCUCUUUCUGUUAUGAAUAAUUAUUUUUCUAUUGGGGCAGAUGCACAUGUUGCUUUACAAUUUCAUCAUUCUAGAAGUGCUAAUCCACAAAUGCUUAAUUCUAGACUAAAAAAUCGUCUAGCUUAUGGAGGUCUCGGAACUAUUGAUCUCUUCAAAAGGGCUUGGAAAGAUUUGAGUGAAUAUAUAACUGUUGAAUGUGACGGGGUUGAUAUAACCCCAAAAAUUAGAGAAUUUAAAUUUCAUUGUAUUCUCUUUCACAAUAUUUCUUUUUAUGCGGGUGGGACUGUUCCUUGGGGGCAAGGAGGUGAUGGAGUGCAGGAAUCUUGUGGGGAAGUCUUUUCUCGUCCGAGUCCUUGUGAUGGAAAAAUUGAAGUUUUAGGCUUUACUACAGCAACUUUGGCAACAUUACAAAUGGGUGGCCGAGGUGAACGAAUAGCUCAAUGUUCAAAUGUCCGCAUAGAAACAAUUAAACCAAUUCCAAUGCAAGUAGAUGGAGAACCCUGCCUUCUCGGCCCUUCCCUCAUUCAUCUUUCAUUUCACAAUAAAGUUCCAAUGUUGAGACGUGAAAAGUUUGCUCGUCUUUCUGGUUCUGCUCCAACAAAUAAUAUUGUUUCAAUGAAUGCAAAUAGAAGAAGAAAAAAUAGCAAUCAAAAUAAUAAUAAUAUAGCUAUAAUUAAUAAUAAUUUAAUAUCUGAACAAAAUGAUGGGAAUGGAUUAAAUUUAAAAUCAAAUAAUAUUACUUCACCAAUUAUAAAUCAACAUAAAAAUUCUAAGGCAAGUUUAGCAGCCUAUCCAUUAAAUAAUACUCCACAAGCACCAUCCCCUCCCAACAACGUCUCUGUUUGUGUUCCUAUUGUUGUUGUUGGUCGUCACGAUUAUGAUACUUAUAGGGAUUCUGUUGAUAGACUUAAAGAUACUGGGUUUGAAUUGGGAACACUUGUUUUGGAGGCAGAAUUAGAACUUAGCCAAGUUCGCGAAAAAAUACAAAAAAUGCUUUCUCAACAUCAAAUACUUCCUUAUGAACCGGGAAAAGAUUGGAGAUUCCUUGAUUAUGUCUCAAGCCCAGAAGAAGGCACUUUUAGGAUUUCCAAUCAACAAGAACAUUGUAGAACAGUAGCAGAUGUUAGCAGUUUAGAUGAAACAAAUUCUGCCAUUUUAAUUCUCGAUGAUGCUUUCCCUUCAAUGACUGUAAGAUCUGCAGCUAUUGGACAUGAAUUGGUUUUUAAUCCAGCAGGCGGAAAGCAGGCAAAAACAUCAAACGAAAAGAAUAAUUUAAUGAGAAGAAGAAUUGGCGAGACAUUACGUAUUGUAUUAUCUACCGAUUCCCAAGAAACUCACCUCUAA
Messenger RNA from Meloidogyne enterolobii, 2247 nucleotides. Lineage: Eukaryota; Metazoa; Nematoda; Chromadorea; Rhabditida; Meloidogynidae. The record is from the annotation of a GenBank genome assembly.